This is a messenger RNA of Drosophila subpulchrella, 4846 nucleotides long. RefSeq names its product probable multidrug resistance-associated protein lethal(2)03659 (gene Mrp5). The transcript has 10 exons. Gene Ontology annotation, cellular component: membrane. The record is from RefSeq and is a predicted model, not a curated record. Lineage: Eukaryota; Metazoa; Arthropoda; Insecta; Diptera; Drosophilidae. Gene Ontology annotation, biological process: transmembrane transport. Bases 209 to 4231 code for a protein of 1340 amino acids. Gene Ontology annotation, molecular function: ATP hydrolysis activity; ABC-type transporter activity; ATP binding.
GAUCUUUUGAUAAUAGCUCGUGCACUGGUGUGCGUGGGUUGCGGUUCAUUCAAGCCCCUAUAAAAGAGCCGUUCAUUCACGACGAGCGCCACAAAGUGUUAACGAGAAGCUGCCGCCGGAUCCGCCAGGUGGAAAAGUACCCGGCACCUGUACAGGAGAUACACCCCGACCAAUGUUAGGAAAUCGAUAGAAUUAGAAAACGACCAAAAUGCAGUCAAUGAAAGCCGAUGAACUGCCGGAGAAUCCGCGCGAGACGUCGAACAUCUUCUCAUCCUUGAUGUUCUGCUUUGCCAUGCCCACAUUCUUUAAGGGGCGCAAAAAGACCCUCGACGAAAAUGAUUUAUACCGGGCCUUACAGGAGCACAAAUCAGAUCGCCUGGGCAGCAAGCUGAGCGAGGCGUGGGAGAAGGAGGUUGAGAAGAAGCGCAAAAAGAAGAAGACCCCCAGUCUGCUGAAGGCCUCGAUGAGCGUGUUUGGAUGGCGCCUGGCCGGUCUAGGCCUGGUACUCUUCAUCUUGGAGAUCGGUUUCCGAGUUACCCAACCGCUGUUCCUGGGCGGUCUGGUGGCCUACUAUGCGGACGCGAGCAACCUGGAGAGCGACAACCAGACGAAGGCAUAUCUCUACGCCCUGGGCGUGAUCUUGACGAGCGCCUGCAACGUGCUCUUCAUGCAUCCCUACAUGCUGGGCAUGUUCCACGUCGGUAUGAAGGCCAGAAUAGCCAUGACAAGCAUGAUAUAUCGGAAGGCGCUGCGCUUGAGUCGAGUGGCGCUGGGCGAUACCACAACUGGUCAGGUGGUCAAUCUCAUCUCGAACGAUGUGGGCCGGCUGGAUCUUUCCGUCAUUCACAUGAAUUAUUUAUGGCUGGGUCCCGUGGAGAUUGGCAUUAUCACUUAUCUUAUGUACAGGGAGAUUGGGAUCUCCGCCUUCUUUGGUGUGGCCGUGAUGUUGCUGUUCAUUCCCCUGCAAGCUUAUCUGGGCAAGAAGACUUCGGUGCUGCGAUUGAAAACGGCUCUGCGAACGGAUGAACGGGUGCGCAUGAUGAACGAGAUCAUCUCGGGCAUCCAGGUGAUCAAGAUGUAUGCCUGGGAGAUCCCCUUCAGCAAGAUGAUUAACUAUGUGCGCACCAAGGAGAUGAACGCCAUCCGCAAUGUGAACUACAUUCGAGGCACUCUGCAGAGUUUCAUCAUGUUCGUGACGAGGAUAUCGGUGUUUGUGAGCUUGGUGGGAUUCGUGCUGCUGGGAAAACUCUUAACUGCCGAGAAGGCCUUCGUGAUCACCGCGUACUACAACAUCCUGCGUAACACCAUGACCGUCUACUUCCCCAUGGGCAUCUCACAGUUCGCCGAGCUCCUGGUCUCGAUCCGCCGUAUUCAGACCUUCAUGCUGCACGAGGAGACGAAGGUGCGCGACAAGUCGGAGGAUCUGGACGAGCAGAAGCUGGGCAAGGCGGGUCUGAUCACCGAUCCCGCUGUGGCCCAGACCACUGGUGUCCUGAAGCCCAACAGUCGGCGCACCAGCGAAGCGGAGCACAGCAUCAACAUCAGCAAACUGAAGGCCAAGUGGGAUCAGAAGAGCACGGACUACACGCUGGACAACAUUUCGCUGAAGUUCAAGCCUCGCCAGCUGGUGGCGGUCAUUGGGCCAGUGGGUUCCGGCAAAUCCAGUUUGAUUCAGGCUGUGCUGGGUGAACUGAAUCCGGAUUCGGGAUCGGUUAAGGUCAAUGGUACCCUCUCGUACGCCUCCCAGGAGCCGUGGCUCUUCACCGGCACUGUGCGUCAGAACAUUCUCUUUGGACUGCCCAUGGACAAGCAUCGCUACCGCACGGUGGUGAAGAAGUGCGCCCUAGAGCGGGAUUUCGAGCUGCUCCCUUAUGCGGACAAGACGAUUGUGGGCGAGAGAGGAGCCUCUCUGUCCGGUGGACAAAAGGCGCGCAUCAGUUUGGCCAGGGCUGUUUACCGGAAGGCGAACAUCUAUCUGCUGGAUGAUCCCCUCAGUGCCGUGGACACCCAUGUUGGACGUCAUCUGUUUGAUCAGUGCAUGCGCGGAUUCCUGCGGGAGGAGAUCGUACUGCUGGUGACCCAUCAACUGCAGUUCCUGGAACAGGCCGACGUUAUUGUGAUUAUGGACAAGGGUAAGAUCAGCGCCAUGGGCACCUACGAGUCCAUGGCCAAGAGUGGCCUGGACUUUGCCCAGAUGCUGACGGAUCCCAGCAAGAAGGACGAGGGUGCCGGCGAUGCGCCGGAGAAGAAGAGUCUGUCGCGGCAGAACAGCAAACUGCGCGACCGACAUGGCAGCAUCUCCUCCAUGGAAUCCACCGCCGAGUCCCUGGCAGCGGAGUCGCCCAUGCAGACGCAGGAGGGUCGCGUGGAGGGACGCAUCGGCCUGAAGCUCUACAAGAAGUACUUUGGUGCGAAUGGCUAUGGACUGUUUAUCGUGUUUGCCUUCUUCUGCAUUGGUGCCCAGGUGCUGGGCUCUGGUGGUGAUAUCUUCUUGUCCUACUGGGUGAACAAGAAUGGUGAAGCAGAGCGAGACACAUUUAUGGCCCGCCUGAGACGCGCCUUCCCCGAAACCCGCAUCAAUGCCGAUACUGACCCCAUAGACAUCUACUACUUCACCGGCAUCAACGUGUCCGUGAUCAUCUUCUCGCUGGUGCGGAGCAUGCUUUUCUUUUACCUAGCCAUGCGCAGCUCCACGACGCUGCACAACACCAUGUUCCAAGGUGUGACCCGGGCGGCGAUGCACUUCUUCAACACGAACCCCUCCGGUCGCAUCCUCAACCGCUUCUCCAAGGAUUUGGGUCAGGUGGAUGAGAUUCUGCCCUCCGUGAUGAUGGACGUAAUGCAGAUCUUCCUCGCCAUCCUGGGUAUCGUGGUCGUCCUGUGCAUCGUCAACGUUUGGUACAUCCUGGCCACGUUUUUCCUAGUGGUAGUCUUCUACUUCCUACGUGUCUUCUAUCUGAGCACAUCCCGAGAUGUUAAGCGUCUCGAAGCUGUCACCCGAUCACCCAUUUACUCCCACCUGAGUGCUUCCCUUAACGGCCUGGCCACCAUCCGAGCAUUUGGAGCGCAGAAGGAACUGAUUGCCGAGUUCGACAACUACCAGGAUAUGCACAGUUCGGGUUACUACAUGUUCCUGGCCACGAGUCGAGCCUUUGGCUACUGGCUGGACUGUGUGUGUGUCGUCUACAUCGCUGUCAUCACACUGAGCUUCUUCCUGUUCUCCCCGGAGAACGGAGGCGAUGUGGGUCUGGCCAUUACCCAGGCGAUGGGUAUGACCGGUAUGGUGCAGUGGGGAAUGCGGCAGUCGGCAGAGCUGGAGAACACGAUGACGGCGGUGGAACGAGUGGUAGAGUAUGAGGAUCUGGAGCCGGAGGGUGACUUUGAGUCCAAGCCGAACAAGAAGCCGCCAAAGGAUUGGCCAGAGGAUGGCAAGAUCGUGUUCGACGACCUGUCGCUGAAGUACUUCCCCGACAAGGCAGCCGACUAUGUACUCCGAUCCCUGAACAUUGCCAUCGAGGGCUGCGAGAAGGUGGGCAUUGUGGGACGGACUGGUGCCGGCAAAUCCUCGCUGAUCAACGCUCUGUUCCGGCUGUCCUAUAACGAGGGAGCCAUCCUGAUCGACAGUCGCGACACCAACGAUUUGGGACUGCACGAUCUGCGCAGCAAGAUCUCCAUUAUUCCCCAGGAACCGGUGCUCUUCUCGGGCACAAUGCGCUACAAUCUGGAUCCCUUUGAUGAGUAUAGCGACGCCAAGCUGUGGGAAUCCCUGGAGGAGGUUAAGCUCAAGCAUGUGGUGGCGGAUCUGCCCAGUGGUUUGCAGAGCAAGAUAUCCGAGGGUGGUACCAACUUCAGCGUGGGCCAGCGCCAACUGGUGUGCCUGGCCAGGGCCAUUCUCCGAGAGAAUCGCAUUCUGGUAAUGGACGAGGCAACGGCUAACGUGGAUCCACAAACAGAUGCUCUCAUCCAGACGACGAUUAGGAACAAGUUCAAGGACUGCACGGUGCUCACAAUUGCCCAUCGUUUGCACACGGUUAUGGAUUCGGACAAGGUGCUGGUCAUGGAUGCAGGAAAGGCGGUGGAGUUUGGUUCUCCAUUCGAGUUACUCACCACCAGUGAGAAGAAGGUGUUCCACAGCAUGGUGAAGCAGACAGGAGACUCGACAUUCGAUGCCCUGCUGAAGGUUGCACAGAAGGCCCAUGAUGACAACCUAAGACUCAAGAAGGAUUCUUGACAUUUCGCCGUUCCGAAGGCUUUCAAAGACUACAUACUUAAGAUACUGGAACCAAUUACGAAUCAUCCGGCGGCCAACGCGGGCAUUCAGAAGACCUUCCUCUUCGCGGAGGCCUCCAAGCAGAAGUUAUUAGGAUAGCACAGCAUCAGCGGCACCAGCAGACACCAUCACUGAGCGGCCGCUGAGGAAUUUUUUUACAAUACGUGUACAAAUCAAAUUAAUUGUUAGUCAGGUGUAUAAAACUAGAUGAAACUGAUGGUAAAUCAAAAAACAGCAAGACAAUAAGCUGAUGUUAGUGGAGCGUAGAGAGUAAAUGUUUUUAUACCUAAAAAACAAAGAUUGAUAUGAAAUGCAAAUUGUGCAAUAAUUAAUUUUAGCUGAACUUUGUGCAUUGGCCUUCAAAAGGUCGCAUUGCAUUUGUAUUAUGUGUUCCAGUAAAACGACAAUAACAACCUUAAACAAAAAUGAAAAAUCCCAAAAGAGGAAAAACAAAAAGAGAAUUCUAUGAAAUGUUACGCCUAGUAUUAAUAUAUAUGUGUGUUUUUUAUAGUAAUUUAUUAUUGUACAGGUAUACAAUAAAUGUAACAGCUCGGUUGGUUCUUUUGUUAAAACGUU